AUGUCUCCAGUCCUUUGUGCUUCUCUGCUCAGAUCACUGCUCUUCAUGCUGCUGGCCAUGCUGUCAGCCAGCACUUCAGCCUACGGGAAGGGGAUAGAGCCCGGACUCAGGGCAGAGAACCUCUUCAAGAAAGCAUACGCUGGAUGCCCGACCCAAAAAGACUCAAAAUUCCCUCAGACUGUGAGAGUCAACAUAAGCAUCAGCAACACCAACCAGGACACCAAAGCGAGCCUGGAUGUCAGCAGCCGCUCUCUGGCUCCAUGGGAUUACAGGAUCGAUGAGGACCACAACCGCUUCCCCCAGAUGAUCGCUGAUGCCAAGUGCCGCCACUCCAGGUGCGUGACCUCCAACGGGCAGCUGGACCACAGCCUCAACUCCGUCCCCAUCAAGCAGGAGAUCCUCGUCCUCCGGAGGGAGAAGAAGGGUUGCCACCAGUCAUUCCGACUGGAGAAGAAAGUAAUCACUGUGGGCUGCACGUGUGUCACCCCCUUGAUCCGACACCAGGCUUAAAGCAGGAG
Molecule: messenger RNA, 518 nt
Organism: Merops nubicus (carmine bee-eater)
Lineage: Eukaryota; Metazoa; Chordata; Aves; Coraciiformes; Meropidae
Product: interleukin-17F-like
Exons: 3
Coding region: 1-510 (169 amino acids)
Biological process (GO): inflammatory response
Cellular component (GO): extracellular region
Molecular function (GO): cytokine activity
Source: RefSeq, a predicted model, not a curated record